Tarenaya hassleriana is the source of this 858-nucleotide messenger RNA. RefSeq names its product RING-H2 finger protein ATL57. The coding region runs from base 1 to 723 and encodes 240 amino acids. The transcript has 2 exons. Gene Ontology annotation, molecular function: zinc ion binding. The record is from RefSeq and is a predicted model, not a curated record. NCBI's taxonomy places the organism in Eukaryota, Viridiplantae, Streptophyta, Magnoliopsida, Brassicales, Cleomaceae.
AUGACCCUUCCCUUCGAAACAAACAAUGCUAAGGGCAACGAGUCAGCACACAAACACUCAACGCUUUCCCGCCAGCGAGAGCCCGUCUCCACCGUCCACAACGCCACGUCAUCAUCAUCUCCGCCGUCCACAUCCCACAAUUCGGCCCUCGACUCCUCCAUGGCCCUCACCAUUUUCGUCCUCUUGAUUGCUCUCUUCUUCAUGGGCUUCUUCUCCGUCUACAUCCGCCACUUCGCCUCCGAUGAUUCAACGGCUGAGAUAUCUUCUCGUCCACGCCGGAGAUCCUCCGGGAGGUCGCCACGUGGACCUUCCCCGUCUGCUUCCCGACACCUUAGUUCCCGGAAGGGACUGGAUUCUCAGGCCGUACGGUCUCUGCCGGUGUACCCUUACACGAAAGGCGCGAAGCAGAAGAUCGAGGACUGCGCGAUCUGCCUGAGCGACUUCGAGGAUGGAGAAGCGGUUAAAGUGAUACCGUAUUGCCGGCACGUGUUCCACGUGGCAUGCGUAGACACAUGGCUGAGCUCACACGUGUCGUGCCCCUUCUGUCGGAGUAUCCAGCUGUUCUCGGACAAGGCAGUGGUUCGUGGCGAGGCGGAGAGCAGCCAAGGAUCGACGGUGGGCGAUGGAGACACGUGUACGGUUGUAGUUCCCGGUGUGAGGAGGUGUAGUAGCUGUUCGAGCCUUGGACAGAGGGCCGGUUUGGAACGAUCGUUGAGCAUUUGACACGCGUGAGUUCUCACGUGCUUAGAAAUAUUUUUUUUUUUGUUUGGUCGUUUGGUAGAUAUUUAUGUGACAUCUUUUUUAGUAGGGGUUUGUACUAUUAAAAUUUUUAAUAUAAAUUUACAAUUUAGUUCUCAA